This is a messenger RNA of Mycena citricolor, 759 nucleotides long. The record is from the annotation of a GenBank genome assembly. NCBI's taxonomy places the organism in Eukaryota, Fungi, Basidiomycota, Agaricomycetes, Agaricales, Mycenaceae.
AUGGCCUCCAUGUCGAAGAAUAACAACCACCAGCACCACCAGAACUACCCCAGCCAGAGCAACCCUAACAACAUGACUCCUAGCGGCAACCCCAACCUCACCGGUGGUCCGAAGUAUAUCAACGACUUCACCAAGGCGUUAGCUGGAGAAGUCAGGGUGCUGCUGGCAGAGCUGGGCCAGCUCAGAGAUCAGCGGAGGAAUCUGCAAUUCGAGAUAGCGGAACUCAUGAGCCUCAAGUCAAAGCACGGUGCGGGAGGGGAGUACAUCCCCGAUUGGAGGCCUGAACCCGAGCACCAUCUGUCUCUUACUCCUCCUCCCCCUCCUUCUCCCCCUCCUGAUUUAGCGCCUGUCCGUCCAGGAUGGCGUGUCGUUCCGUCUGCUCAUGCUCAGAGACGUCGGGCGAAGCAGCCUCAGCGCCCCCCGUCGCCAGCCUCAGUCCCGCCUCUCGAGCCGCCCAAGCCGAAUGUACCUGCAUGGGCGCAGUGGAGGCCCAACCCUGCCAUGUCGCCCCGUCCCCUCCCCGGCAUGCCGGCGCUGCGAGCACCGUCGCCUCCGCCCAGGACGGGUCUCUUCGGCCCCAGCACACCUCCGCCCAAAUAAAGGCACAACCACCAAGUGGAUAUUUCAAUCAAGUCUUUGGCCAACAAGCCUUGUAUCGAUCGUCGUUCUCAGAUCUACUCAUACAGUAUAUCGUGUUUGAUAUGUAUGUACUUUGUGGCUCGGAUAGAGGACACCAGAAAUCAGACUAUGUAAUAUGGA